Messenger RNA from Chenopodium quinoa (quinoa), 1416 nucleotides. RefSeq names its product probable F-box protein At5g04010. The transcript has a single exon. The record is from RefSeq and is a predicted model, not a curated record. Lineage: Eukaryota; Viridiplantae; Streptophyta; Magnoliopsida; Caryophyllales; Amaranthaceae. Bases 124 to 936 code for a protein of 270 amino acids. Gene Ontology annotation, cellular component: SCF ubiquitin ligase complex. Gene Ontology annotation, biological process: SCF-dependent proteasomal ubiquitin-dependent protein catabolic process; gibberellic acid mediated signaling pathway. Gene Ontology annotation, molecular function: protein binding.
UAUAUACCUUCAAAAUAGUACUCUAAAUGUUUAUAACCCAAAAUAACAACAAUACCAAACAAAAAUAUCAUCAACGACCCAAAUAUAAUAAAAUUCCAAAUAUUAAGAUCAAUUCAUAUUAUUAUGUCUUCCACUAACAUCAUGCAAAUAAAUGAUGAUGAUGAUGAUAUGAUGUCAUCACCACCUUCAUCACCUCCAUGGGAAAUCUUAAACCUAGUUUCUCAUUACUUAGACUCAAACACCUUAGCCAUUGCCACGUGUGUGUCUAAAACAUGGUCCACGUGUUUCUCCUCCGACCACUUAUGGGACCCACUUUGCGCGGCCACUUUCCCCACCCUUGCAACCACCCUCGGGUCGGUUGCCGCCUCGCUCCCUCGCCACCGCCUCUACGCUCUCGGCCACACCGCAGCCCUUUGCCGCCAACGGAAGCCUCGUAAGCCUCGGCUCUCCCUCGACCGCCUUCUCUUUGUCAUCGCGGUCCACCUCCCCGGUGGAUCGUUGAAUUUAAUCAAGCCAUGCAACGACAUGCAGAGGGACCCACACGGGUUGUUUAGGUUCGAUGUUGAGGUGGUGGAGGAGAGGGAGUUGAGCUUGGAGGAGUUGAAAGAGGCGAGGGUGACGUGGACGGUGGCGGAGAAGGAUUGGAAGGCGGUGUUUGUUUUAGCUGAGGAGAGUGUUGGGAAGUUGGCUUCGGGUGUUGAUGGGUUCUUUUCAAAGGAGUUGCCGUCGCCGGGGUGUUGCUCGAACACCAUGUCGAGCGGGCUCGUGGCGGAUAUUCGGUUCGGGUUGAAGGAUAGUCAAGAUAGUAGGAGGAGGAGUGGUGGUAGGAUGAGCAGGAUUGAGAAGGUGAGUGUUGGGGUUAUGAGUGUGCUUAAUUGGAGACAUGUUAGUGUUGAGGAUGUCCUAUUUUACUUGGAGCACUUCCUUCAUGUUUGAUUAGGAUCGGAUGUCACCAAGUUCUCGCUUUGUCUCUUCUCAAUUAUUACUUUUUUUAAGCUUGACCGAAGUUUGAGAAAACAUAAUAAUCGAGGUAUCUUAACAAAAAAAAGUAUUGUGACAAUUUUUUAAGAGAGGGUACCGGUAUAUACAAUUUUGUCUCCUUAGUCCUAAUUGGUAAUUAGGAAAAUCAAGAUAAAUGAAAGACUCAAUAGUAAAAUAGUAUAGUGUUUUUUUCUUUUCUUUUUUUCCCCUAAUUUCUUAGGUACGUUUAUAUAUGAAUAUAUGUGUAGACUACUUUUAUAUAGGUUAUGUGUAAUGUGUUAAGACAUUGGUUUUUUUCUUUGGUGUAGUAGACUUAAAAAUAGGAUCAUCCGUAUCAGCGUAUGCUAUGCAUGUCAUGUUGUCAAGAUUUUCAUGUGUAUAUAUUGACAAUUAGCAAAAAUGCAAUUCAUUGUUCACUCCUUCCAAAUUCCAAUC